AUGAGCGAGAGCCGGGCGGCCCGCCGCCGACCAACCGGCGCGAUAUAUUCUGCCGCCAGUCCAGUGACUGACAGCUCGAGAAGCCAAUCAGCCGGUGGCUCCCUCCUCCAGCCGUAUGGGCCUACCGGAAGUGGCUGCCGGCAGUGCCGGUUCCGGGUCGCGGUGGUGAUGGCGGCGCCGGGCGAUGGCGGCGGUGCGGGGUCAGGCUCGGGGUCAGGCUCGGGCCUGCAGCGUCUGGCGGCGGCCGGGGACCUGCGUAGCGUGCUGCUCACUAGCGUGCUCAACCUGGAGCGCCUCGAGCUCGACCUGUUCAGGGGUCAGCACCAUUGGGUGCCCGCCACGCGCCGCCUGUUCGGGGGGCAGAUCGUGGGCCAGGCCCUGGUGGCCGCUGCCCGCGCCGUGAGCCGGGAGCUGCAGGCACAUUCACUGCACUGCUACUUCGUGAGAGCAGGGGACCCCAAGGUGCCGGUGCUGUACGAGGUGGAGCGGACCCGGACUGGAAAGAGCUUCUCCGUCCGCUCCGUGAAGGCCAUUCAGCACGGGAAGCCCAUCUUCAUCUGCCAGGCCUCCUUCCAGCUGGCCCAGCAGAGUCCCGUGCAGCACCAGUUCACCAUGCCCAACGUGCCGCCCCCUGAGGAGCUGCUGACGCAGGAGGAGCUCAUUGAGAAGUUCCUGCAGAAUCCUAACUUGGCAGAAAGAUACAGAAAGCAUCUCAACAAGAUCCAAGCUGAAGAUGUGCCGAUUGAUAUCAAACCUGUGAACCCACCCGAUAUAUUCUGCACGGAGCCACAGGAGCCAAAGCAGUUCUUCUGGGUGCGAGCCCGAGGUUACAUAGGAGAGACUGACAUGAAGGUGCACUGCUGUGUAGCCGCCUACAUCUCUGACUAUGCCUUUCUGGGCACGGCCUUGCUGCCCCAUCGUCAGUACAACGUCAAAUUCAUGGUGUCCCUCGACCACUCCAUGUGGUUCCACGCACCCUUCCGAUCUGACCACUGGAUGCUGUAUGAGUGCGAGAGCCCCUGGGCUGGUGGGUGCCGAGGGCUGGUGCACGGACGACUGUGGCGCAGGGAUGGGGUCCUGGCUGUCACCUGCACUCAGGAAGGAGUCAUUCGGGUGGAGGAGAACCCAAACCAGAGUAAACUCUAGCCGAAAAAGCCGGAAGCAGCAGCUGGACCAAGCUCUGUGUGCUGGGGCUGAGGCCUGCGCUAGAAUGGCUGUGGCGGAGGCAGGACCCCGUGCAGCAGCAGAAGGAGCAGCAGAAGAGAAGGGGCUGAGUCCCACAGGUGGGAGUGUUGGGGCCAGCGCUUCAGCACUGAGGUGGUUCUGCACGAGCUGCAGUGUUACUGCUGUUGUUGAUUGCCAGCUGUGCAGUGUAAUGGCACGCUAUGCUGAGCCACUGUUCACCCACUGUAAAUAAAGCGAUCACGUGAGCAGCUGA
Coturnix japonica (Japanese quail) is the source of this 1438-nucleotide messenger RNA. It is a transcript of the gene ACOT8, whose product is annotated as acyl-CoA thioesterase 8. The record is from RefSeq and is a predicted model, not a curated record. Gene Ontology annotation, cellular component: peroxisomal matrix. Gene Ontology annotation, molecular function: fatty acyl-CoA hydrolase activity. Lineage: Eukaryota; Metazoa; Chordata; Aves; Galliformes; Phasianidae. Gene Ontology annotation, biological process: fatty acid catabolic process; acyl-CoA metabolic process.